UGCUUGUACGGACGGAAAGAAGGAGCAGCCUCUCUCCAAGAUGGCGGCGACCAUAGACAACAGCAAUGCCGUGCAGGCGACAAAGAAAAAGCACCUCGGGAUCCCCGAAGCUGUGUUCGUGGAGGAUGUGGACUCUUUCAUGAAGCAGCCGGGCAACGAGACGGCGGAUUCAGCUCUGAGGAAGCUGGACGAGCAGUACCAGAAGUAUAAAUAUAUGGAGCUGAACCUGUCCCAAAAGAAGCUCAGGUUGAAGAAUCAGAUCCCGCAAAUCACACAGACGCUAGAAAUCCUACGACACAUGCAGAAGAAGAAGGAGACCACAGAGCCGAUGGAAACGCACUUCCUAUUGGGUAACAACGUUUACUGCAAGGCCUCAGUGCCGCCCACCAACAAAGUCUGCCUUUGGCUAGGGGCUAAUGUCAUGUUAGAGUACGACAUCGAUGACGCCCAGGCUCUCCUAGAGAAGAAUCUAUCCACGGCGUCUCGCAAUCUGGAGACGCUCGAGGACGACCUGGACUUCCUGCGGGACCAGUUCACCACCACCGAAGUCAACAUGGCACGAGUCUACAACUGGGCCGUAAAAUCAAGGAGCAAAGAGAACCUCCUCAAAUCUGCAGACAAGUCUUAAUAUCAGCGUCCGCACCGCCUUCUGCAAACGAUUUCCUCCUUAGUCAAUAAAAAAAGAAAAACAAAGCCCUCAAAAUGUGUAUGUUCCCCCCAGAGCUCUGUCAAGCUCUGACUCCCUCCACUACUGUUUUCUGUUGAUUUGUUAAUUUUUAAAGUAUUUUUUCAAGUAAAAACGAACAAAAAAAAAACAAAUGCAACGGGGCAGUUUUUGUAUUCUUCUUAAUGAUUUAAAUGUUUAGUCAGAUAGUGAACGAGUUGCACCUUCUUUUUUCUUUACUGCAUUUUUCCACCUUUCCGCCCCUCUCCUCCUCAACCUGCAACAAAUAAUCACAUCUGGGACCUUACACUUCAGUCGAUUGAAAAUCACCCAGUUGCCGUUGUAGAAUCGGGUUGGAAGGAUGAACGGCGCAGAAGAUUUUUUUUUUUUACUCACUGCAGGACUUGAAGGAGUUCAGAGGGAUCAGCUGUAGUCCUCCUUGUUCCUCCCUUUAUCUCCUCCUCUUCCUCCCCUCUCAGCUGCUGCUCUGUCUAUAUUUAUUUGUCUCUCACUGUAUUCAUCAUUAACAAAGAAUGAAGUAAAAGAAGAACACCUGGGCAAAGAGAUGAGACCUC
Labrus bergylta (ballan wrasse) is the source of this 1239-nucleotide messenger RNA. It is a transcript of the gene vbp1, whose product is annotated as von Hippel-Lindau binding protein 1. Gene Ontology annotation, biological process: microtubule-based process; tubulin complex assembly; protein folding. Gene Ontology annotation, cellular component: cytoplasm; prefoldin complex. NCBI's taxonomy places the organism in Eukaryota, Metazoa, Chordata, Actinopteri, Labriformes, Labridae. The record is from RefSeq and is a predicted model, not a curated record. Gene Ontology annotation, molecular function: tubulin binding.